Molecule: messenger RNA, 4581 nt
Organism: Phyllotreta striolata
Lineage: Eukaryota; Metazoa; Arthropoda; Insecta; Coleoptera; Chrysomelidae
Source: the annotation of a GenBank genome assembly
AUGUUCAGAUGGCACGAAAACUAUCUCGGCCUCGGCCUCAGCCACGGCGAAGAACAUUACAUAGCGGCAACGCAUCGUGAUCAUCCUCAUGAGCAUAUCGUCGCUCGCGAUUUCAGAUUUUUGACUGUCGGUCCGAUGCGAUACGGGAUGAGAGUUGGUGCGGUCUCACCACCCCCGCCGGGAGUUGGGCCUCGAUAUCGCUCGCAUCAAAGCUGUUGGCCAACAACUCCUUGCGGCGACAGCGUCUGUGACAACGUUCCCGUCUCCGUUUCCCAGAUCCCUCUACUCACACCACCUAUUAAUAGCUUAGAUAUAAUUAGUUGCGCAAAUAGAAUGAGGAUAAACGAGGAUGCUACGUCAAAUAAACUGCUGGCUCAGCAGGCGUCAGCGACAGUGCGCGACCAUGUACUUUAUGGGAAUAAGUGUUCGUUAAAAACUCAAUUGAAACGUUGUGCCCUAGUGCGACCGCAAGUGUAUACGCGAUUAGGAGCUUACGGAGAAAUCGACGAAAUCAAGGAAGACAACACACUGGACCGUCUUCCUAGAUUCCGCUUCGGCGGAAACCGUACAUCUGCCGCUGAAAAAAGGAACAAUGAUCAUCACAGAUACAAAGAACUUACUGACAGAUUGAAAAGAGGUACUACGCCUGUGCCUCCACCCCGAACGAGACAUACGUCGAAAAUUACGCCGCCCUUGUCGCCCUCGUCUACCGUUGAAUCGUCCGAACCGUCGGAAAGGCAUAUCCCCUUACGAAGUGCUUCUUUUUCGCAAGUCGAUUAUUGUCCGGACGACAACAAGUAUGUGAGACGGAGACCGUCGACACAUCAGGAACAGGAAGGUGAUAUUUCGACUGUUAAAGAAGUAUCUACACUGCCAAGACCAAAGAAUGCAUCGAGACCCACAACUCCAACGAAACAAGAAUUACCAGUAUUUAAUAUAGAUUGCAGUUCGGAAGAUAUAAAAACAUUAAAUGUACUAACAGAAAAUUCUCGUGUUCCCGACGUCGAGAUAACACCAGGCUCUCCAGAAAAACCAACGGCGAGAUUACAAGAAAAUUCAACUAGUAGCCAAGACAAAAGAAAAGAUAAGUCGAGACGAAGAAAAGGUAUUUAUUUGUCCCAAUGGCCUAAUGCUUAUCAAUCUACCGAAGAUGUAAUACCGCAAUUUGUUCAAGAUGGUGAUUUUCCAUGUGCUAACUCGACAUCAAAAUUCAUCCAAGAGUCUCUCGUUGAAAUCAGUAAGUUGAGUAAUGCUGAUGAUAAAAAUAGAGAAUUUCCGAUAUGGAGUAGUCCUCAAGAAGAGCCUUUAAGUCCCGAGGAUAACACUCUUCCGCCGGAAUGGCCAGCCGUUUCAAAAUCAAGACUGUUGUCGCAAUCUCCCGAUGAGAAAGACUCUUUGAAGGUAACACCUCGAAGUAUAAAUCUGUUCCGAUCAGAUUCACUUUCAGAGGGCGAGCCAGAUUUGAAUAAAUCCGAUCAAAUUUCAUUGGUGACAUCUGAUUUAUCAGACACCGAAAGCAGGUUGAGCUUAAACGCGGAUACGACAAGCCCCAACGUACCCAGAAGAUACUCCAAACGACCUUUGAGAGGUCCGUACGGGCAAAUGCUGGAAGCCGAAAUGAAGAAACCGGAGGGCAGAAAAAACUUAAACAGUGAUCUAAAAUUUUUAGAGGACUUAUCGAUGUGCACUUCUUUAAACAAUUUAUCUAAAACGAAACACAGUAGGACUAGGGGUGCUGGCAAUUGUUCAUUAGACGAAACGAACGUUAAGGAUAAAAUUAAUAACAAUUCGAAUUCGAUAUCUCCGAAGCAAGUGAAUAAACGGAAAGUUAGUGCCGACAAUUUAAUAGUUCCUAACGAAAUAAUCGAUACAAAAUUCGUUGUUAAUCAUCAAAGAACUACUUCUAGCCCAUCGAAAUUAGAAGGAUUCACUAACACGGAAGUGAGCAGCGAGCUACUUGAACAGUUGCUAAGGGGGAGUUCCGAGCAAUUGUCUACUUCAGAGGCUAAUCAUCAAAUACAAAAGGAUACCAGAACACACGUGGUAUUCGAGCUGUACGAAAACGAAAAGUACUAUGUAGAGUCUCUCAGGAUUGUCGUAACGAAAUAUUUGGAACCCCUGAAAACCCCUGAAAAUGCGCACUUGCUCGACGCUAACCUUGUGGACGAAAUAUUUUACCAGAUUCCAUUUUUAUAUAAUCAUCACCAAGUUUUUUUGACUGAAUUGAAUGAAAGACUGGAACUAUGGGACAUAAAGCAAAAAAUUGGCGAUGUGUUUUUAGAAAUGUUUUCUAAAACUGCGGUGAUCGAUAGUUACACAAACUAUGUCAAUAACUGGAAACGUGCUAGAGAAACUUUGAAAAAUGCUCAACAAUCAAAACCGGCAUUCAGUAGAUUCUUAGAGGUCACUAGCAGACAGCACACCGGCAAAUUGGCGCUCGAUUCGCUCCUAAUCAAACCCAUACAGAAAUUUCCGAAAUACGAAUUGCUCCUGCAAAGGCUCAUCAAGCACACGGACGAAAACCACCCGGAUCACAGUCUACUUCUAGCGGCCCAACGGCAAAUCCACGAAUUGCUGCUGAAAAUAAAUUGCACCGAAAAGGAAGCCCUGGAGUUGGAGCAGCUCCGCGAAAUAGAAGGAUUGAUAGACGGACUAAUCGACCUGGCCAUCCCGGAGCGACAGUACCUCAGGCACGACUCCGUGACCAUGUCACACGGCGGCGGGCCGAGGAAAGAGCGAGCGCUCUUCCUCUUUUCCGAUCUCCUGCUGAUCACCGGGAUAAAGAGACGGAGCGGAACGAUACGGCGGCCUACAAUAUCCGGCCAAGGAAGCGUCACGAGCACCUUGGAAGCCAACAAAUACAAAUUACUCAUGAAAUUACCUCUCGAAGAAAUCGAAAUCAAUAAAUCCAAGGACGACAAUUUGAAGCAGAUCAUGAUAGAACUCGACAACUUAUCCGAAGACAUAUCCAUAUUGAAUCAAAUAAACGAACUGGCUUGGUCGUUGCACUACAAUCACAGCAAUUUGGACGAUUGCAUUAAGGAAAUGCUGACUUCUCUGAACAAGCAAUUGACCGAACAGCAGAAUUCCGAUUCCCAAUUAUCUUGUCUAGAUCUGACGAUAAACACUGCAAACGGUCCAGAAAAUGUAUCAAUUAUAUUUUCAAAGUCAGAAAAAAGAACAUCUUGGGAGGAAUCAUUCAGUGAAGCUAAGCACAAAUUGAUCACGUCAGGCGAUAGAAGACCUCUUCCAGAAUUGGUGGCUACCGUGCCGAUAAGGAAGACGAGAGCAGGCCUGCAAUUCACGUGCGCUGCUCCGACUUUAUGCGAGAACAGCCAAGAUGUUUGGGUGUGCAACAGUGACGGCUACGUGGGGCAAGUUUGCGUGCUGAGUUUGGCGCAGGAGCCGAACGUUACCUCCUGCAAUGGGGUAUGCAAUGCAAGAAUCCUGUGCAUUGCAUCGGUCCCGGGAAUUAACAGAACAACUUUAGAUAACGAAAUGAAAGUAAGGGUCGAGGUGGAGGAACACACGCAAAUACACUUCGACAGCAGCUCAUCCAGCGAUGAAGACGACAACUGUGAUAAUGAAAUUAACGAGGAACCCCAAAAAUUACAAGAUUCAGACAUCUGUAGUGUAGACAACGACGAAACCGAUAAUCAACAAUCAACGAUGUGGCUUGGUACCGAGGACGGGGCCAUACACAUAUACAAUUGCAGCGACAACAUUAGAAUUAAGAAAAACAAAGUCAAAUUACAACUUGGAGCUUCUAUAUUAUGUAUAAUAUAUUUGGAUAACAGGGUUUAUGCAUCUUUAGCUAACGGCGACAUCGUCAUAUACUUUAGAGAUAGCUUUGGUGCUUGGGACACAAACAGCCCUGCAACAUACACAAUUGGCUGCCCGAUUGCACCGGUAGCGAAAAUGGUACCGUGCAACGGGAAAUUGUGGUGCGCUUGCGGAAGUACCAUCAAAAUCAUCGACGUUCCAACGCUGGCGAUCGAAAACAUUUUCUCAGCGCACAACGACAAUAACAAGUCAAUUACGUUUUUAGUUUUAAGCGGCAACGGAGUGUGGUUGUCGAUUCAAAAUUCCGCUAUUCUCAAAUGUUAUCACGUUUUGAGCUUCGAUUUGUUGUACGAAGUGAACGUAGCUCCAUCAGUGACCAAAAUGUUGGCAAGUUGCGACGAUAUAAUCCGGCAGCACAAAGCGGCGUGUCUUCGCGUGACAGCUCUGGUUACGGCAAAGGACCUCCUUUGGGUCGGUACAUCAGCAGGAGUUGUAUUAAACAUGCCCCUGCCUCACAUUUCUACGACCACCACUAAGCUGGUGACCGUGCCGAAUGUAAACGGUGUACCUCACGGUCAUACAGGCAUCGUCAGGUUUUUAACCACCGUCGAAAUACCUUGCGCUGCGGGUGAAACGUCCCAGAGAAACUCCUUCAAAACGAAGCAGGACUCGAGGACUAACAUCAAAGUGCUAGUCAUUUCCGGCGGAGAUGGCUACGAGGACUUCCGGACUUCGAAUUUGUCAGAAGUAGCCGGACGAGAAGAUUCGACCAACCAUUUGCUGUUAUGGGACAUCUAG